UUUGAGUUAAUCAAAUCUUAACUACUUGUUUUUUUUACGACAAAAUGACUAAUUGGUUGCAUUAAUCACUUUUUCCAAUUUGCACCAAGGUACGUGAACGCAAAUAUUGACAGUCACUGUGUUUGUGUGAGCCAUGUGGGUGGUGGCGCAUGUUUUACGGCUCUGGCAGCACCGUGCGAGCGGGGAACCGUCAGAUCAACCCUGUCCUUCGGUCUCCGCCCCCCGGUCAGCUCCUCGUCGGUGUAACCCGGUGAGCUGAAGGAGCGGGGCGCCUCGCAGUGGCCUCGUCCAAUCAGCGCUGUCAUCGGGGACGUAUGUGUUGUGUGGCCGCGGCGACGAGCGGGGCCACACGGGCAGUAUGGCGGAGGAGUGCGGUGCGAACGAACCGGAGGAGCUGGGGACGCGGCUGCACGCUCUGUCCGGCCGCUACUCGAGCGAGGAGCUGCGGGCCGACAGCGGAGCCUUCUGCGCCGACUUCUGCGAGCUGGUGGAGGAGUUUGCCUCUCGCUGGCAGGUGCCACUGCCUCAGCUCAGGAUCUUAGAGAUAGCUCUCCGCUACUUUUCCAGAUCCUCUACCUUCUUCGCGUCAAACUGUGAUCAUGUGCUCCACACACUCAGUAGCCUGGCAUUGAGUGUUUUUGAGUUGCUGCUGUUCUUUGACCAGAAGGAUUUCCACCAGGAGCCACUGAAACAUUUCACUGUCACAUUCCAGGAAUGUCAUUCGGUCCUUGCGAGAUAUCAGAAUGUUCACUUACUUCAGGUGGAGCGUUUGGUUCAGGGCCACGGGCCUUGGUCCAACUCAGUCUUACAGGGGAUCCUCAGUGAGUCCAGUUUACCUCAGAAUGACGUGGAUGGGUGCAUCACCGCUGAGCUGCCGGUGUUCUUUGAGCUCCGGGUGCGCUACCUUUUGUCCUGUGAGCGGGUCAGUGAGGCCAUGGCCUUGGCUAGGUGUUGUGCUCGGCAUCCUAUGGCAGGACGACACUUGUUCUUUCUCCAGGUCUACCUCACGUGGCUCUACAAAACGUCAAAGCACGACCGCCUACAUAAAGAGGUGGAUGAUGUUAAUAGCAAAGAUGCUGUUCACAUCAUCUGUAGUUUGGAGUGUGAGGAACAGGAUGACUUGUUACUUGGCCUCAGCAGAGCCUUCCUCUCCCAGCAGCUCCGCAGGGGAGACAUGUACUAUUUGUGUGAUCUUGUCUUCAUAUGGAGUAAACUUCACAGUCGGUUAAAUACAUCCAAGCAAGCUCUAUGGGCGGAGAGCCACCAGCUGAUGCUGUGUGCCACCAAUGUCAACUCAAUCUUUCCAUUCAUCAGAGCCAUACUGCAAGAGCUGGGUGAAGAUGGUAGGCAGUUCUGCGUGGAGCUUUGUACUAAUGCCCUGGAGUCUUGCCUUCCCUGUGAUGUCGUCACCAAGUCCCUAAUCUACAAAACCAUUGCUGGCCUGCUUCCCAACGACCUGGAGGUUUGCCGGGCGUGUGCUCUCCUUGUUUUCUUCCAGGAACGCACAGUUGAGGCCUACAAGAGGGUGUACCUUCUUUACAUGCAUCCCGAUCAGGAGUACCACGUGGAGUACAGCCCCAUCAGGAAUAAUGUUCGCUUUGAAAUGCUGCAGGUCUUGAAGAAAGACCUCUACUUCGACCCAGAGUUUUGGAACCUCAUUGCUUUGCGGACCAAUUGUUUGAAGUUGAUGAGCGAGAAAGUGGUUAGUGCUGCCCUUGAAGAAAUCAUGGAGGACAAAUGGAUCUCUAACUAUUCCACCAAAGAGCCUGCUUCACGGUCAAGUUCAUGUCGGAGAGGAAAGAAAGGGGCACUUCAGGCAGCAUCAAAGAAGCGGCACCAGAGAAACGAUACGGACACGGCAUCCAAAAGACUAAAGGUGGGCCCAGACAAAACACAACUGAAUGAUGAUCAUGCUGUAAAGAAGAAAGGUACCCAUGGGUUAAGACCUUUGAAGAACAAAUCAUCUGAACCUUUGAGACGUUCAUUUUGGCGGCUGGACAGAAUACAAGACAACGUCACCAUUAGGUAUGGAGAACACAGACGCAUCACGCGACUCUCAGAGAAGAACCCUCCAAAACGAAGUAUUAGAAAACCCAGGUGGCUUCUGGAAGACUCAAAUACUCUUCAAAAGAACAACGUUCCUCCCAAUAUCAAAAAGCACGAGUUGAGACAUCAGCAGCAUCAUCGAUCUUCGGUCAUGAAGAGGCCUGAAACCGGUCAGAUCAAGAACAAUGCAAAACACAAACCACCAGUAAACUCGCAUUUAAGCACAAAGGACAUCAGCAAGCACCAGAGAGAAUUUUCUUUGGAUUAUGUUAAACCAGCGCCGCCUCCACAAGUCAUUCUUGAGCUCUCCUUACCAGACAAUGAGCUGCUGGGUACGUUUACUGAGGACUCUUGCAACAGACAGAGAGGAUUUCCCCAAGUGCUUCUUUACAAACCCACAGUGAAGCCUUCUGCCACAUCACAACCCGUGAAGACUGUCCAUCGCAAGGAAGUUGUUCUAAGAGCGCGGGAUGCCGCCAUGUUUGUAAAACAACUGCACUGUUACGCUCGGCGCCAGAAAGGAAAAGGACAUGGAUUGAAUGUUCAUGGCUCAGUAUCAACUAUCACACGUUCUUCUGUGCAGGGAAGUCCUCCUAAAGAUGCACCAAGAGAGCACUGCAAAAAGCCUGAGGGGAAAGGUGCCUCUCGGACACUAUCUGAAGUUAAUUCACCCCCAGUUUUAGAAAAAGUCCAUCCAGUUUCACAAAAGACGUCUGCAGCAAGAGAGUCUGCUGAUGCCCCACAGACACCAGCAGGGGCAAAAGUGACUAAAUCUCCAGGGUCAGACAAGGUCACUCAACCUGCAAGCAGAGGGAAAGUGUUACGCGGUGUUACUUCAGCAAGAGAUAAAUCUGCGGUUGAAAUGAAAGCCACCACUGCGUCACAGACAUCAGAAGAAGCUGAAGGAACAGGAAACCCAGUGUUGGAUAAGAUCAUGCAAGCUCAGACAACUUCAGCAAGAGAGCUCUGUGAAGAACCUGCUGUUGAAAUGAAAGUCACCAUUGCCUCACAAACCUCCUCAGCAGCCAAAGUGCCACAGUCCCCAGGUUUAGGUAUAUGUAAACCACAAAGUGUAGAAGACCUCUCAAAAAUCACUGCUUCGGCCGAGGGUUCACAGACGACAUCUGCAGACAACACUCAGAGUAUAGUUAACAAUGAAACCCCCCCCUUCCCCGAUAUAGCCAAUAAUUCAAACACUGCCGAUGCAGAUCCUUUGCCCUCUCGGACCCAAGAUGUUGUUCUCAGAGAUGGUGAAAAAGACCUCAAGUCACCCUCCUCGCUGGCUGAAAGAAUUCCUGCUGCCAAAGCAGAAGCAGACACCCCAGAGGUGCUAAACACAGUCUGCAACAGAAUCACUGAGGCGGACUUACACACACCUUGUGAGAGGGACGCAAUCCCCAGAGGAAACAUGGUCCCUCUUAGUAAAGCAUCAGAGCCUCUGGCUACUUAUUCGCCUCCAGACCAGGACGCUAUGAAUGACAUAUCUGCUCUGACGUUAGUAACGGAGAUGGUUACUGAACUUGCACCUGAGGCACUUGCUCAAGAUCUGGAGAAUGACAAACAGCGAGCUCCAGAGAAUAGUGCCUACAAGGAUUCAACAGCUAAAAGUAAAACUAAAGUACCUCACAAAAUCCGGUCUACCUCCAGCUGCUCUGUACCAGCACAGGAAGCCUCCACAGUCAGUGAUGUGCAACUAAAGAAAGGGACAACAGACACUCAGGAUAUUGAUUCAGAUGCAUCUGAGAACAGUGAGCCAGAAACUGAGGAAUCCAAGUUGGAGUUCAACUGUACUUUCUGUGACAAGUUCUUUAAGGGAAGUCGUGUUGUGGCACAUGCAAUGUUCCAUUAUCGAAAAGAUGAGUGCAUGUUCUGCAGGACGAUGUUCAAAGACGACCUCUUAGCCAUGAUGCACCUGUCAGAUCACAUAGAGAAGCUAAAAAAGAGCAAAGACCAAGAAAACAGGGUCUCUGAGACCAAAGGUAUUUCCACACUGAAAAUCUCCGCCAAAGACAACGCCACGAACAUGUCGCCUGCUCGUCGUGGAAGGGGGAGACCGAGGAAAUCUGCUGUUGUUCCUGAAUCAGUAAGUCUUCAAGAUCCAAGGCCCCAUGAAUCCAGAAAGUUGAGAUCUAAAGAAAAGCCAGCAGAUGAAAAACUUUCACAAGAAAAGAAACAAAACACUUCAGAGCACCUUCGAAGUGAAACUCCUGUUCAUAAAGUCAAUGGGCAUGUUGGAAAAAAGAAAGAACUUGGACACGUUGGCAAAAAGAAAGGGAUUGUCAGAGCGAGAAAGGAUUUGGAAGCCAAGCCACAGCAGGAGAAAUCCCAGGAAAGAACAAGUAAUGGAUCUGAGAAUCGUGAGUUGUCAGAAAAAGAUAAAAAGAUAAAAACUGGAUCCCUGUCGUACUUGAAGGCAACCACAAAAAAGAAAAAUGUGGAGCCACAAGAGAAAGUUUGUUGUCCUGUGGAUGGAUGUGUUUGGUUUAAAGAUUUGUCAAAAAACCGUGUUGCGCUCCUGUACCACGCUCUGGAUGACCACUACGGUGAGCUCAAACCUUUAGAACUGGCAUUCCGCGUGGGAAACAGUAGAUGCUCUAUUUGCAUGAGGGUUUUGUGGAGCUUCAAACACUUUCAGCAUCACGUCGAAAGGCACAGAGUCUCUCCUCGCCAUCCUUGCCUUCAUCAGGGGUGUCCGGCCCGGUUCAAAUCAGGAAUGGAAAUGAGACGCCACACCAGGAGGCACAGUCCGCUGCAGGCAGUGUGCUGCCUCCCUGGGUGUUCUCAACUAUUUAUUUGUCUCUGGGCACUAAACCUUCAUGAACGAGAGCACUACACUUCCAAACCCACAAAACCAGACAAGAUAACUAGUGAACAAACGAGCGACAAACAUAAUAAAACAGCGGUUGGGAGGACACAGCAGGAUAAUGAGCCAAAAGAUGCAGGUGCUCUGAAUAAGACUGUGAGUUUAAAGGCUUGUAAAUUACGAAGACGGGCUACACAUAAGUCGUCAUCACGAAAACACAUGAAAGCUCCUCCUUUCUCCAGGGUCAGAGAAUUUAAAGAGAGAAAUGAAACCGAGGAUUCAAAUGUCUUAAAGAAUUUGUCCAACAAAGACACUACAGCACAGCCUUCUGUUCCAAAUCUGAGAUUAAGACAAACAUUAAGAAAAGUGCAAAUAACAAAUACGACCAUGGCAGCUCGUAAAGUCAUCUCAUCAUCGUUAAAACGCAACAACAAAGUGAGGCACAAGUUCAAGAAACACCAGGUGAAAAUAAACACAGACGUACCGAAGAGAAGAGGUCGUCCUCCCAAAUUAAAGAAAUCUGUGCAUGAUGAAAACACUUCUACUGGUCAAAACAGUGAAACCGUAAAAGAAAAAACUGCUCUGCAAAAAGAUCCGAAGGCUCCUGCUGAGCUUUCAAGUCCAAGUCCUAAAGCAGCAGCAGAUGUUGGCGACGGUACAAAAGAACAUGAAGUUAACAAAACUACAAAAACAUCAGACAAUGAAUCAAAGUGUAAGAAAUCUGUGAACAAGCAGAUUAAGAAGUGUCACAUUAAACAAAUGGUCUUGCAUGAUCCCCAAACAUCUGCUGUGACAUCCAAUAGUUUAAAUCCAUCAAUCAGCAGAUCCUCAGUAGACAAGACACGGAAGUCGACCACUGACAAAGUGAAGAAAGUCAACAAAGCGAAAAGGCGCUCCUCUCUAGAAAGUGGUUGCCAAAGUGCUGCUUCAAAUUCCAAUGAGUCAAAGAAGUGCAAGGUUAAGAAAGGCAAAUUCGACACAAAGACAGAGUCUGCUUUGAAAAAGACAGUUGAAUCUAAAGCAGUCGUCGUAGAUGAGGAUGGAAAAGCAAAAACAGAAAACAAAGAUACUGUGCCUGCUGUUGCAUUGGACAGUUUAAAUCAGGCAACUUCACCUUCCACCACAUCUGGAGUGACAAACGAGGAGAAAUCAUCGAAAUCUCAGUUCACGAAAAAAGAGAGACCUAAAGAGAGCAGUGCUAAAACGACUUCUUCCGACGCUGACAAGGUAAAAAAGAAGCAGAAGGAUGUUAUUAAAAAAGCGGACAAAAAGACAGUCAAGGAAAAACAGCCAUGCAAGGACCCAAGCAAAACCCCAGUGAAAAAGAAAUCAAAAUCUGUAGUUCAACAAGAGGAGGGGACUAAAGCAGUUGCAGCAUUGGACAAGAGCAAUCAGAAUGAGGAGGGCACAGUAAAGGACGAAGCCUCAGAUGCAACUCUUUCCAGCUCUGGUUCCUCCGUACCUGCAGAUACCAGCAGCUUAAAUGAGAAGACGUCUGCCACUGAAGAGAACACGCAAAAAAUGAAAGAAUUAAAGAAAAACUCUGACCCAAACAAAGACAGUAAGAAGCACAAGAGUAUUCAUAAAGAAGGUGAUGCAAAGAGUUUCAAAAAAUCUAAAGGUGAUGAUGCCCCAUCAGCAAAACCCUCUAAAACAGAAGUCAAACCACUCUCUGAGGUCAAAGCCAAGGUCGAGGAGAGCUCUGUAGGCCAGGAGGGAGCAGCCUUAGCGGAAACACCACCGUGUCCAAUCAGCAGCUCUGGUUACUCUAUCAUGAACGGAAAAGCGUUGGAUCGAGUUGUGAAAUCGACUGUGUGCAAGGACACGCUGGCCAUGUACGGUAAGAAGCCGUACAUGCGUCUGCCACCCACGGCGUACCUCGAUGAGAAGUACAUCACCAUGCCAAAGCGGAGGAAGGAGAUGACGCUGUUCGAGUCCUCUCAGAGGAGCCCACCUCCUGGACAGGCCUGUGUCGCAGCGGCGCAGCAGCGACAACGAUGUGCCAACUGUUUCGCUACCUUCAACAGUGCUGAGGAUCUGCAGGGUCAUCUCCAACUGCAGAGGUGCUCCAACCUGUUUGGGUUCGACUCUGAUGAUGAAGGCAACAGUUGAACAGAUGUGAUUAAGUCAAAACGGAUUAUCGUCUCAAACGCAAAGCGGACCGACCUGUGGACCUGCAUGAAGCCCCUGGACGGAUCAUACCUCAACAGACUCUUCUCUGAUUGACUUGUUUUUUUUCAUUUGGGCAGAGACUACUGCUUCAGGCGUUAACGCAGGGAACUGAAAUUUGUGCGAACUGACGUUUGCUGCAGCAUGUGCCUGUAAUGCAAGGCCAGGGAGCGGCCAGAACACACACAGCCAAUCGGUGAAAAAAGACUACUGACCUGGAUCCCAGUCAGACUGUUAGCAGACAGCUUGUACUGAAGUGCCUGCUCUGGCUGUUUCAAGCGGCUUCGACUGGUUUGGAGAUGAAGCGUUUAAGGCAGGGCUCUUGAAAUCUGUGAAAAAGAACUGAUGCUUGAUGAAAAGGCUGCUCGUGCUACCACUAGGAUACAUAUUGUUCACAUCAGUAAGCCAUAACAUGACACUUUUGCUUUUUGCACUCUUUUCAUAAAUUAUCUUCACUUUUGUUCAGCUGAAAUUCUUUUAUGUUAUUUUAACAUCCUGAGGUCACACAUUUAAUGUAGAGUCUAAACUUUGAAUGAUGUAUGAUUUCUAUUAUCAAUUUCUAAUUUGAAAGGUUUUUAAGUAUAAUUCUUGUUUGAAUCAUUUCUAAUGUUGAGUCGCCCUCGGGGUUGAUUAGGUUCUGCUUGUUGUCAUCAUGAGUAACCAGUAGGGGUCAGCGUGCAGCAAUCUUCCGAUCCUCAUCAUGAUAAUUUAACACAUUUCUUUUAACAUUUUAUGAAACAAUUUGAUCAUGAUGAUAUACGCAUUUUCUCAGAUUUAUACAUAGACAUGAGAUUAAUUGCAUUUAUUUCAAGAAAUGCUUUGUCUUCCAGUCACAUCCAUUGACGUUUAUUUCUUUUUGCAGAAACAACUUCAAAAUGUGCCAGUAUCCCACUAAUACUCUGCUGGAGUCUGUCACUGAUCCGCUCUGCUAUUGUUCACCGUCAGAGGAGAAGCUGACAUUUUGGCUUCUGUGAUAUUUUCUCACUUUGAUAUAGAUCUUUUGUUUCCCCCCAAUCUUUACUGAACUGUACAAGACCAUAGAACCAUUGUGAAUUCUCUGUUAGGCUGAAUGUUGUCUUUCAGGAUUCCUCCAGAGAGGAAGAGAGACGUGGCAGUAAAACUACCACAGUUUUAAGUGUAAUUAAGGAGGAGGUUGCGCGAGUCUUUAAUGAGCAGCAGGUUAUAUUUAUUUAUGUUAUUUUCUAUCUUUUGUAAAUAUUUGAAGAGUUUCGAUGGCUUAUUAUAAAAAUGGGAUGUUCGAGUUGGGUUUAUAUUUUGUCCUUUGAAGAAAAACAAUAAAACUUAUUUCAAUUCUG
Messenger RNA from Paralichthys olivaceus (Japanese flounder), 8334 nucleotides. RefSeq names its product microtubule-associated protein futsch-like. Gene Ontology annotation, cellular component: nucleus. Gene Ontology annotation, molecular function: DNA binding; DNA-binding transcription factor activity, RNA polymerase II-specific. Gene Ontology annotation, biological process: regulation of transcription by RNA polymerase II. The record is from RefSeq and is a predicted model, not a curated record. NCBI's taxonomy places the organism in Eukaryota, Metazoa, Chordata, Actinopteri, Pleuronectiformes, Paralichthyidae.